Messenger RNA from Peniophora sp. CBMAI 1063, 1047 nucleotides. The record is from the annotation of a GenBank genome assembly. NCBI's taxonomy places the organism in Eukaryota, Fungi, Basidiomycota, Agaricomycetes, Russulales, Peniophoraceae.
AUGCACGCAUCGACGGCUUUCCUGGCCCUUGGCCUUUCCCUCCUCCCCACAGCGUUCGGUCAUGCCGCGAUCACCAGCCCACCGAUCCGUCAACCCGGCAACGCAUUCCUCGACAAGUGUGGCCAGGCAUCAUUCAACUCGGUCAAGGGCGAUGAGACAGGUCACAUCGAGGAGCAGGAGCCUGUGACCGCAGGAUGCGAGCUUACACUUUGCCGUGGCAUGCUCUUUGAAGAUCAGCCCACGGCGAACGUUCAGAAGGUUUCCCCGGGCGACUCUAUGACCAUGGAAGUUGACUGUACUAUCCCGCAUGGUGGACCCGCCAACGUCUCACUCAUUGACACGACCGUCGGCGGCUCGGGCGAGGUUAUCGGCUCUUUCCUGAAGACAUUCGACGACUUCUGCCCUACUUCAGGCAAGACACCGGCUGACCAGGCUAAGACGCAGUUCACCCUACCCACCGCUGAUGUCGUCGGCGACAAGUGCCAGACGGCUGGCGACUGCGUUGUGCAACUCUUCUGGGCUACCCCGGACUUCAGCCAGAACUACUACUACUGUGUCGACGUUGCCAUGCAAUCAUCCUCCAACUCUACGUCUGCCGCUGCCACCGCCGCGACAUCCGCAAUCAGCUCUGCUGCUGCAACUGCCACGAAUGCAGCAAGCACUUCGGCAGCUGCUGCUACCACUGCUGUCGCCGCCUCCUCGUCGGCCGAUGCCAGCACCUCAGUCGAGACGGCAGUCGCGACCGCGACCACUGAGGCCGUCUCGAGCGCGUCGGCCACCCCAGUCGCCUCCGACGCCGUGUCCAGCACUCUCGCUACCGAAACGGCCGUGGCAUCGACCGCUAGCGAGCCCGCACUCACUGCUAUCCCCGUUACGACUGCUGCCCCCGUAGCUGCCGCUGCGGGUGCCGCCGCGACGAGCGGGUUCUCGACUGUUGUGCGCGUCGUAACGGACACGCCCACGAGCCAACCCACCGCGGCCGUCGGGGCUCUGGCCCAGACAUCGAGCGCACGUCGCACUCGCCGUAUUCUGUGGUUCUACAUCUAA